AUGUCCUCGCGAGACCAGAAAGUCCCAGAAAUCCCCACUGAGCCGCCAGACGAGACGGAUCUGUACCUGAUCUUGGGCGUCAAAGAAGAUGCCACCCCGGAGCAGAUCAAGUCAGCUUACAGGAAGCUGGCUCUAAGACAUCACCCUGAUAAGGCUCCAGCAGAUGCUAGGGAGGAGGCCAACCAACAGUUCCAGAAGAUCGCCUUCGCCUACGCGAUAUUGUCUGAUCCGCGUAAACGACAGCGGUUCGAUUCGACAGGUAGCACUGCUGAAGCGGUCGAAUUGGAUGACGAUUUUGAUUGGGUGGAUUAUUACCGGGAACAAUUUUCCACCGCUAUCGACACGAACGCUCUCGAGAAGUUUAAGAAUGAAUACCAGGGAUCUGAGGAAGAGGGAAAAGACGUGCUGGCCGCUUUCGAGACCUACGGGGGUGACAUGGACCGGGUCUACGAAUCGGUAAUGCUGUGCAAUGUUCUAGACGACGACGAACGCUUUCGUGCCAUCAUUGACAAAGCUAUUGAGACUGGGAAGGUUAAAGGAUACAAACAGUAUACAGAAGAACCAGAGAGAAAACGGCAACAGCGACUAAAGCGUGCACAGAAAGAGGCGAAAGAGGCAGAGAAACUAGCCAAGAAGCUAGAGAAAGAGAAGGAGGUGGGCAGCGCAAAAGCGGGGGGGCGAAAGUCCAACAAGGGCAGCGCGGUAGAGACAAAUGAUUUGGCAGCCCUGAUCCAGCAGCGUCAGGCGUCGCGCGCCGAGUCUUUUUUCGACCGACUAGAAGCUAAGUACAACCCUUCAGGGAAGAAGCGAGUGGCGAUGGAUGAGCCUCCGGAUGAGGCGUUCGAAGCCACCGCUGCACGGAGGGGCUCGAAGAAGACAAAAUCCAAGACAAGGGCAUAG
This is a messenger RNA of Aspergillus nidulans FGSC A4, 900 nucleotides long. Its product is annotated as DnaJ domain protein. The record is from RefSeq and is a predicted model, not a curated record. The coding region runs from base 1 to 900 and encodes 299 amino acids. Lineage: Eukaryota; Fungi; Ascomycota; Eurotiomycetes; Eurotiales; Aspergillaceae. Gene Ontology annotation, molecular function: histone binding. The transcript has 2 exons.